Messenger RNA from Gloeophyllum trabeum ATCC 11539, 1110 nucleotides. RefSeq lists its product as uncharacterized. Bases 23 to 982 code for a protein of 319 amino acids. The record is from RefSeq and is a predicted model, not a curated record. The transcript has 5 exons. Lineage: Eukaryota; Fungi; Basidiomycota; Agaricomycetes; Gloeophyllales; Gloeophyllaceae.
CCGCACAGACAUACGCGCGAAUAUGUCGUCUAUUGGCCCCCAGAUUCCGCCGCAUUUACUCAAUCAGACUAAGCCAUCGACAUCCGACGACGACGAAGAAGCUGGUCCGCAAUUACCACCUGAACACGCCUCUGCAAAUAGGUCAGAUGAACAACGAGGCCAGAAGCAAGAAGAGGAAGAAAGCGAUGAAGACGACUAUGUCCCGGCUCUUCCGCCUGACCUGGCAGCCUCACGCAGAGCUGGACCCUCCCUACCUUCUCUCAGCCCGCCUCGCGCCUCACCUCCCAAGAGGGUGAUAGGACCAUCAUUCCCACCGCCCAGUUUUCAGGAAGACGAUGACGAUGACGAAGUGGGCCCUGUGCCGUUACCAGCAGGAGCGGGCCCCGUAGAGGAGGAUGGUGUGAGGGAAUUCCUGGAGAGAGAAGAGAGAAGACGGAAGGCGGCUGAGGACGCUGCCAAACCGAAAGCGCUGCAGCGAGAAGAGUGGAUGUUAGUCCCUCCUUCGUCGCAGGGCCUUCUGGGAUCCUUGGACCCUGCGAAGCUACGUCAAGCGCGACAGUUCUCUAAAAGCACGAACGUCAAAUCGACCGAUACGACUCUCUGGACCGAGACACCCGCCGAGCGUCAGCAGCGCCUCGCCGACGAGGUGUCGGGUAAAAAGCGGCGUAUCGAGAACGCUGAGCCGGAUGUGGAUGCGGAGGACGCGUUGAGGAAGAGGAGGCGCGACGAGGUCGUGAGGCAAGGCGUCGAAGAGUACACGCGCAAACACCGUGGCCCGACAUUACUACAACAACAUGCGACUUCCGAGAAGUCUUCGAAAGAUAAAGCUGGGUCGGAGGAGCCGCCAGUUAUAUGGGACCACGCGAGGGACAUGGCUCUCGGUGGUCGCUUGAUGGACGACAAGAAGCGUGACCAAAUUAUCAACGACUCGAAAGGCUUGAGCGAUCGCUUUGGGGCUGGGCGGACAGGAGGGUUCUUAUGAGUGCAUCGGCUUCAUCGUAAGCUUUUCCAUCUGGCAUUUAUCGCUAUUCAGCUGUAGUGACUGUAGAGUAAACUCUUGUCGUGUAUUUGAAGGAAUACGACUAACGCGAACAGUUGGGCGCAGUGAUG